Molecule: messenger RNA, 453 nt
Organism: Penicillium manginii
Lineage: Eukaryota; Fungi; Ascomycota; Eurotiomycetes; Eurotiales; Aspergillaceae
Exons: 2
Coding region: 1-453 (150 amino acids)
Source: RefSeq, a predicted model, not a curated record
AUGGAAGUCAAUUUCGAAUUCGAGUGUACUCGGUUUGCGACGCAGAUCAUAUUUCGGAGAGACCCUAGCUUGAAAAUGCGGAAACUCACCGGGUCCAUCAUCUCAACAACCCACGAAGAUGGAAAGGAGAAUGCUAGUUGGACUAUAUCCGACAUUGAGACACUGAAUGAGACGGAGUUCGAGAACAUGAUGACUGAGGUUCAUCUAGCGAUGGGACUAUCAACGGCCAUGGAAUAUAACCUGCCCACAUUUUCCUCGGAUGUCCUUCGGUUGGAGAUUCAUGGACCUCACGAAAGUCAUCUCGGUGUGAUUGAUGUUCCGGGAAUUUUUAAAACUACGACACCUGGUUUGACUUCAAAAUCAGACAUCACCCUCGUGAGGGACAUGGUACUCAAUUACAUGCGAAAUCCGCGGUCAAUUAUGCUUGUCGUUAUACCAGAAAAUGGGUUUUAG